GGAGAGGUGCAUUUUCCAUUUGGCUUUGAAGUGGGUGUUUUCAUCGUGCAUCUAGAGAAUGGAAGAAAGACAAAGAACGUGCAGCUGUAAAAAGGGGAUCCUGCAAUGCCUUGCUAUUAUUUUUGCUUGCAAGAUGGUUUCUGGGCAGAUUCAUUACUCUAUUCCUGAGGAGAUGCACAAAGGCUCUUUUGUGGGAAAUAUUGCAAAGGACCUGGAAAUGGACGGGAUGCAGAUUUCAGAAAAUGGACUGCACAUUAUUCCCAAUGUAGGUAUGAACCAGUAUUUUGCUUUCAAUGUCAACAGUGGCCAUUUAGAAACAUCUGAGAGAAUUGACCGGGAAGAAAUAUGUGGGCAGGUAGAGAAAUGUAUAUUGAAGUUCCAGAUUCUUACUGAAAGUAAAUUAAAACUUUAUGCAAUUGAAGUGGAAAUUACUGACAUAAAUGAUAAUGCUCCUCAUUUCCCUCUAUGGGAACAAGAGUUGGAAAUCAGUGAGGCAUCUACACCUGGAUUCCGGGUCCCUCUUACUGAAGCUCAAGAUCCAGAUCUGGGAAUAAAUUCUAUACAGAGCUAUCAACUCAGAGGCAGUAGCCAUUUUUCACUGGAUACACAAAAAGGAAAAAAUGGUUUCAGACAUACUGAACUAAUACUGGAAAAAUUUCUAGACAGAGAGGAACAAUCCGUUUAUAAUUUAAUCCUUACAGCUAGUGAUGGAGGUGAUCCUGUCCAGUCUGGCACUGCAGAAAUCAAAAUCAUUGUUUUAGAUGCGAAUGACAAUGCACCAGUUUUCAGCCAGUCUAUCUACGAGGUGAAUGUCAAAGAGAAUAUUCCUAAAGGAUUUAUUAUUGCUAAUGUGCAUGCCACUGAUCUUGAUGAAGGGCUUAAUGGAGAGGUGAAAUACUCCCUGAAAAAGACUACAAAACUAGAUGUUCCCAUAUUUCACCUUAAUUCCACAACAGGUGAAAUUACGCUCAUUGGGAAUCUUGAUUAUGAAGAAUCAUCAUUCUAUGAAUUUGAAGUACAAGCCAAAGAUUGGGGAGGUCUUACUGACAGAUCAAAGGUUGUUAUCUUCAUUACAGAUCUGAAUGACAAUGCACCUGAACUAGCAGUUACUUUUGUCACCAACUCCAUACUUGAAAGUUCACCACCAGGAACUGUUAUUGCUAUUCUAAAUGUACGAGACAGAGAUUCGGGAAUCAAUGGAGAAAUCACAGUCUCCAUUCCAGACAAUUUCCCUUUCCAAUUAAAGAAGUCCUCUGAUGGGUUUUAUAGUUUGAUGACAGAGAACCUCCUUGACAGAGAACAGGUAUCAGCCUUUAAUAUAACCGUAACAGUUACUGACAAUGGAAUGCCUCCACUCUCAACAGCCACAGUAAUUGGACUAUACAUCAUAGACACAAACGACAACCCACCAUUCUUUGAGAAAUCAGUUUAUCCUUUCUAUGUUGUAGAAAAUAACCAAAUGGGUGCUUUGAUAUGUUCCUUAAAAGCAAAUGAUCCAGACUGGAAAGGAAAUGCAGUAAUAAGGUAUUCUAUCAUUGGAAAUCAGACAAAUGAAUCAUUUCUCUCCUCUUAUGUCUCCAUUAAUUCUGAGACAGGGGCUAUCUAUGCAUUAACCUCAUUUGAUUAUGAGAAUUUUAAGAAGAUUCAGUUCCAAGUUAAGGCUCAGGAUGGUGGCUCCCCAUCACUCAGCUCCAGUGUUUCCGUUAUUAUUUUCAUCUUGGAUCAGAAUGACAAUCCUCCAGAGAUUUUGUACCCUUCUCCACCCACUGAUGGCUCAACUGGGAUAGAGCUGGCUCCUCGCUCCUCUGAGGCAGGAUACUUGGUCACUAAAGUAGUGGCAGUAGAUGCAGAUUCUGGCCAGAAUGCCUGGCUCUCCUAUCAGCUGAUCAAAGCAACAGAACCGGGGCUCUUCACCGUGGGACUCCACACUGGAGAGAUCAGGACAGCACGUUUGUUUCUAGAGAAAGACGCCCUGAAGCAAAUUCUGGUGAUCUUAGUGAAGGACAAUGGCCAACCGCCCCUCUCUGCCUCAGUUACUCUCACCAUUGUUCUGGCUGACAGCAUCCCUGAAAUUCUCUCAGAUCUGAGCAGCAUCUCAACUUCUGUAGUUCCUGAGUCAGAUCUCACUUUCUACUUAGUGAUUGCAGUGGCUUUUGUCUCCUGUUUAUUCUUUACCUUCCUCCUUGUGCUACUGGCAAUUAGAGUAUAUAGAUGGAGAAAUUCACAGAUGGAGUCUGGGAGGAUAAAUUUCAGUGGUGUACCUGCCUCACAAUUUGUAGGCAUCAAUGGAGUCCAAGCAUUUCUUCAUUCUUACUGCCAUGAGGUUUCUCUGACUGCAGAUUCUAAGAGAAAUCGGUUUAAUAUUUCCACAGCAAAUGAUUCAGAUACUCUGAGCAUUAAACAAGUUUAUGAAGCAAAGGAUCCAAUUGCACCUGGUGAAGAUUUAAAUUUGAAUAAUGAUGAUCUAAUAGUAAUUCAGGUAAGGUAA
Messenger RNA from Candoia aspera, 2488 nucleotides. Its product is annotated as protocadherin gamma-A6-like. NCBI's taxonomy places the organism in Eukaryota, Metazoa, Chordata, Lepidosauria, Squamata, Candoiidae. The transcript has a single exon. Gene Ontology annotation, cellular component: plasma membrane. The coding region runs from base 59 to 2488 and encodes 809 amino acids. The record is from RefSeq and is a predicted model, not a curated record. Gene Ontology annotation, biological process: homophilic cell-cell adhesion. Gene Ontology annotation, molecular function: calcium ion binding.